Molecule: messenger RNA, 2268 nt
Organism: Cladocopium goreaui
Lineage: Eukaryota; Dinophyceae; Suessiales; Symbiodiniaceae
Source: the annotation of a GenBank genome assembly
AUGUGGCCAGUGUUAAUUGUCUUGGAGCUGGUCAGCAUUGUGGCUGCCAACGAUUUCGCAUUUGUGGCGCCCAGCUGGCAAAAUUUGGAACUCAGCGCUGGGCAGACGCGAAUCACCCCAGUUGUCCCAGAGGUGAACAAUGGAUUUCCGAAGCAGGCCAAAAGCGGUACAGCGAGCAGCGCUGCCUUCCUUCUGGGAGCUUCGGCGUUGCUCAUAGCGCUGAACCGACGACAAACGCGGAAUGUGUCGAGGAACGUGUGGAAUUUUUUCCCCAUGAACAAGGAGAAGCAAUGGCCUGGUCUCGGUGAGGAUGCCACUGGAUCCAGUUGGAGAUCACAUAUGAACCUGCGACGCCAUGCCAAGCUGAUGAUGGGCAGAAAGAUCAGGUACAUGAAGCAGCAAAAGGUUUUGCGCGACCAUGACGUUUGGUGGGCAACCUACGAUAAGUUCAAGGUUUGGAAUCCAAAUCCCAAGGCUCGCCAGAUGUACAUGGGACCGGAGUCGCACCCAGACAAUCCAGAUUUCCCUCGACCAAACAGCGGGCUGCCGGCUCUGGGUGGUUGGUCACCUGCGCCCAUGGCGGCCUCCACGGGUCGCUUGGGUGGUUCCAGGCUGGCGGGGGCGUUCAGCUCUGCCAAGCGAGCAGUCUUCAGCUCCCCUAGGGUGCGCUCUGCUCUGGUUCGACACGCCCACAAGAAGGCGGCUGCCAGCACAAAGAAUCAAGGCUACUCUUCCAGACCCAAGUGGUGGGGUGUGAAAGCUUUGAAUGGCAAGGCGGUCAAGACCCGUCAGCUGCUGGUGAAGCAGAAGGGCAUGAACUGGUACCCAGGUAAUAAUGUGACGGUGACAAAGAGUGGCGCCUUGAUGUCCUUGAAGGACGGCAUUGUCCAGUGGCGCGGCACCUACCGGCACAAGGAGGUGAGCGUGGUGCCCUGGGAGUACGUCCGUGCCAAAUGCCGCUGGCACAAUGAUGGAAACUUGGCUCCUCAGGAAUACUUGCCAUGGAUGGGUCGCAGAAACGAGGUCCUCAGUGGGAUGUACGAUGAAUGGGCGGAGACCACAGAGGGAAAGGCAUGGCUAGAGAAGAAGGCUGAGAAGAAGGCGAAGCAGAAGGAGAUUCAAGCGAAGAUCAGGCUGACCUUGAACAGGGAGAGCUUUGUGUCAGCCUUCGAUUUGGGUUUCUUCGAAGAUUUGGCCAAGAAGCAGUGGCGCUUCAAGGAGCAAAAGACCAAGGACAAGGAAGUGAGUCCCGAGCGCUUGUCAUCACAUCCCUUGAAGAAGGGGAAUCCUCGUGAUCACUGGCGACUGGAACAUGUGGAGCAAAAGGUUCUCGAGUCGGGACUUGUGGCCCUCCAGAGCCAGCUCACUGCCUCUCCAUCAAAGAGCCCCGCGGCAAGACAGGGUUCUGCCGUGUUGCGGGCAUCCUUCUUCGAACGCUUGUUGGAGGGUCACGUUGAGCUGAAGGCUUGCCCUGCGAAUGAUGUCGCAGCUGCCCAAGGUGACUUGAAGAAACUCAACCUGAGCCAGCUCUUAGCGCUGCGGAUUCUGACCAAGGAUUUCCCAACCACCAGUGUUGGUUCUCUGAAGGUUCAUGGACACUUUCUGGCAGCUUUGUCAUCUGAAUUGUUUCAAAAGGUGGGCGCUCGGGCACUGGGUGAAGAGAUCGCCACAAGAAAGCGCUUGGAGCAGAUCGGUGCCCGCCUGGUCUUGUGUCUCGGAGCUGCAGAGCUAUUGGCAGGGGCCAAUCCUGCGCCUCCAUGUCGCUGGUUGACAGCCCUCGAGGAGGAAGACUCAAGUUCCAGUUUUGUGCUGGUGGAUGUGUGCGCACACAGUGCACAGAUCAUGGAAGGCGUUUCCGGAGACUUUGACCAAUAUCGAGGUAUCAACAUUGCACUGGUCAUUGAUUUGGGCUCCAGCUCUUCUUUGAAUUGGGAAGUGAUCACCAUGGAUGCGGCCAAGGAUGACAUUCCAGCCGCAAUGACUGUGCUUCGCCGCCGGCGCAAAGGGACGCGGAGGACCACCGUCGAAGAAACGCCUGAAGACUCCGCUCGACAUUUUCCAUCGCUAGCUUUCGCUACCGAAGAACUUGUGCCAAAGAGCAAGCGAGAGGACAGAGAUGCUGAAGCUUCCAGUACCAAAGGAAUGGAAUGGCCAGCUACCAGCCCUCCCAGGACAGAUGGUGUCGGUGUCGUUGUGGUGGUGGUGGCGGUGUCGUUGUGGUGGUUCUGGUGGUUGUGGUUGUGGUUGUGGUGGUGGUGGUGGUGGUGA